GUGAGAGAGGACAUUGCUGCUGUUGCGAGGCCAACAAUGGAUUCCAUGCCAGUGUUGUUGCUGCAGCAGCACCGCCCGCUUCUUCCUCUUCUUCGUCCUCGCUGCUCCCUCAGUAGUUACAUUGCCCCCUUCGCACAUUGCCGCUCCAGCUACUCCGGACUGGAAGUCUCUCUUUUGGACGUACACCGUGGUGCUGGCGGGUUUUACACAAGUGGCAACAGGGUUGGGAUUUCUUUGACCUUUUCUUCAUCUAGGUUCGGAAUUUCGGGUCGAUUUUCGGCGCUUGGGUGUGCGGGUGAUGUUGGAGCAUCCUCAGGGGGGAGCUCAGGGUUGGAGAGGAGUGUAGGGUUCGGAUUUGGGCGAGCGCGGAGAGAGGGUUCAAUGUCGGGUUCGGGUGCUUCAGGAACCACAGUUCCUCAAGCCACGGCAUCAAGCUAUGGCUGGAACCCGCAACAUGUCAUUGUUGUUGGAGGUGGUGUGAUCGGAUGCUGCACGGCGUACUUCCUGGGAAAGCUAGGGGCUAAGGUGACCGUGGUAGAAAAAACAGAAAUUGCUUGUGCAGCUUCGGGCAAGGCCGGCGGAUUCUUGGCUUUGGAUUGGUGUGAUGGUAGUGCAGUUCAAGAUCUUGCGCGCGCGAGUUUUGCACUGCAUGAACAGUUGGCAAAAGAGCUCGAUGGCGAGAGCUAUGGCUACCGGCGGGUUGGGGCUCUCAGUGUGAGCGUGGAGGAGCCACGUAACCCAAAGCAAGUAUCUGAGCCAGCUCCGAAGCUCGGCACGCCUGGCUGGAUCGAUGGCUCCAUCAAAGGGUCUCCUUCCACCAUUGGCACUACCUUAACCAACGCUCAGGUGCAUCCUCAGCUCUUCACCAGGGCAGUCUUCUCGGAAGCUCAAGAGAAAUAUGGGGCUUCUUUGCUGAUAGGUGGAGUGCAGGAAGUGAAAGUAGAAGGCAAGAGAGUGACGGGAGUGGUUGUUGACGGGAAGCUUAUCACUGGAGAUGCCGUUGUGUUGGCCAUGGGACCAUGGUCAAGCCGCAACCCGCUGAUCUCCUCCCUCACCACCGUCAGUGGCUUGAAAGCUCACAGUAUUGUGCUCCUGCCGAAGGACCCCAAUGCAAUCUCGCCUCAUACCCUGUUUCUCAAGUAUAAGACGAGGGAGGGGAAAUCAAUAGACCCUGAGAUUUACCCGCGAGGCACAGGAGAAGUCUACGUGUGUGGGAUGUCAGAGGAAGUGGAGGUGCCUGAAGACGCCCGGGAGAUCUUACCUAGAACCGAGUCUACGGCGAUGCUGCGAAGAGUGGCAGCCACAGUAUCCAGCCAUUUAGUCGAUGCGGAGCUGUCAGUUGCGCAGGCGUGUUUCUUGCCUUGCUCCGAAGACAAUGUGCCUGUGAUUGGGAAACUGCCCUGCUUGGAAAACGCAUAUGUGGCUACUGGGCACAGCUGUUGGGGUAUUCUCAACGCUCCAGCGACUGGGGCUGCAUUGGCUGAGCUCAUUGUGGACGGUGUUCCCAAAACCUGCAGUCUCAAGGCUUUUGAUCCUUCUAGAUUUUCAAGGCUCAGGUCUCGUCGGUAGCAUGUAUUCCGUAUCACUGAUCUAAGUAACGUGUCUGUAAAUUUAUGCCUGAGUAGUGCAAUGAACGUGUACAUCAUCAUUUAGCUGAUCCCAUUUCCAUGUCAUUUUCUUUUGUGAAAUGACUUUGUAACUGAUCUUGUCAAGUCUUCCCUUUUUGUUAAAUACAACCAUUAUACUUGUUUUAUUUAUCA
Messenger RNA from Physcomitrium patens, 1760 nucleotides. RefSeq names its product D-amino-acid oxidase. Lineage: Eukaryota; Viridiplantae; Streptophyta; Bryopsida; Funariales; Funariaceae. Gene Ontology annotation, cellular component: cytoplasm. The record is from RefSeq and is a predicted model, not a curated record.